AUGGAUCGGCGCCCUGAAGAUGAGGGCGGCUUCAACCCGGAGAUAGGCUUCCUUGGCAACCUCAACAUGCCUGCCCUGCACAGCAAUCAAUGCCUGACCCCAGAUUCAUUCUCUACCUACCUCCAAGCCCAAGCAGGUAUACCUGCUGUACAGGAAGUCCCCCAAUCUACUCAAGGUGUGCCAGGACAAGACAACCUUCCUGCUGAAGCCCCCCAGAACGUCUACGUCAGCCCUCCCAGUCGGGAUGCUCCGCUGCCAGGUGCACCUCCGGCGACCGCAGCACAGAUUGAAACAGGAACCAAGAAGCGUGGACGACCAGCCGGUACCAAGAACAACACCCGGGGGCCCCCCAGGAAGAAGAAGGAACAAGCGCCACCAGUCGAUCCUGCGGUUCUCCAGGAGGCCGCAAACCGCCUGUGGAAGGACGAGUGGGUGGUUCAGUUGAUCGAACAGCGAGCUCUCCUGAAGGACAAGUUCGACAACCCCAAGCAAGGCGUGGAUCUCUGGACCAAGGUGGCUGCCGAGAUCCUCGCUAACUGCCCUGAUUUCAACAAGAAUGCUGAGGCGUGCAGAAAGAGGUUUGCUAAGGAGCUCAAGGAUUAUCAGGGUGACAAGGCGCAGAAUGCAAAGUCUGGUCAUGACAGGGGUGACAGGUCCAAGCACUAUGAUUUGAUGGAUUCUCACUUUGCGUCCAAGGCCACCGUUCACUGUGCUGCCCAUGCCGACUCAGAGACAGUGGAGGUGCUCUCGGAAUGUAGUGAGAAGCCCAACUCUAGCGGUAGCUCCUUUUCAGAGGAUAAGCUGAAGCGUGGAAACAAGAGGGAAAGCGUAGCGUCUGAGUUGUCAGCCACUUUUGUUAGCACGUCUGAGGCAUUCAUGGAAGAGUACACAAAGGUCGAGGAUCGGAAAGCCAAGCAGAUUUCGGACCUCACCGAUCUGCUCAGAUGUAUUGUGGAGAAGCUGUAA
Klebsormidium nitens is the source of this 966-nucleotide messenger RNA. The record is from the annotation of a GenBank genome assembly. Lineage: Eukaryota; Viridiplantae; Streptophyta; Klebsormidiophyceae; Klebsormidiales; Klebsormidiaceae.